This is a messenger RNA of Saccharomyces mikatae IFO 1815, 258 nucleotides long. RefSeq lists its product as uncharacterized. Bases 1 to 258 code for a protein of 85 amino acids. The transcript has a single exon. The record is from RefSeq and is a predicted model, not a curated record. NCBI's taxonomy places the organism in Eukaryota, Fungi, Ascomycota, Saccharomycetes, Saccharomycetales, Saccharomycetaceae.
AUGUCGUCUGCUCUAUACAAACAAAACACAAAUUUUACUCAUUCUACUGGUUCCUUUUUGCAAAGUGCACCUGUUGAAUUGACCACAGUUAGUGGGUACCAGGAGUUUUUGAAGAAACAGGAGAAGAAGAAAAAUGAGAUUCAGACAGUGUUAAGCGAGGAUAAAUCGCAUGGUUAUGUGCUAAAAGAUGGUGAAGUCAUUGCUAAUAUCAUAGGGGAGGCUAAAGAUUACCUCUUAGAUUUGGCCGGUCAGGUUUGA